AUGGGAGGAGCUUCACCGUCGGCGGCGAAGUUCGAUGGUGGCAAGAAGGCGUAUGGAGCCGUGGUGCUGAUACAGCUGAUCUACGCCGGGAUGUUCCUCCUCUCCAAGGCAGCGUUCGACGGCGGCUUCAAAACUUCCAUCUUCGUCUUCUACCGGCAGGCCUUGGCCGCCGCCCUCGUCGUCCCUCUCGCCCUUUUCCUCGAAUGGAACCACGCGCCGGCGCUCUCGCUCCCCACCUUCUGCAAGAUCUUCGUCCUCUCCCUCUUCGGGAUAACGUUGAGCUUGAACGUCAAUGGGAUAGCUUUGAUAUACACUUCAGCCACUUUGGGGGCUGCUUCUGUUAAUACCCUGCCAGCCAUUACUUUCUUCUUGGCUCUUCUAUUUGGGUCGAGGGAUUUGAUGAUGAGCAUGCAGUGCUUUUGUGUACUCUAUACCCAACAUAGAAUGGAGACAUUGAAGGUGAGGACAAAACCAGGGAUGGCAAAGCUAGCUGGGAUAUUGAUAUGCAUGGGAGGAGUGGUAGUUCUUGCUUUCUACAAAGGCCCCCAUUUUAAGGUCUUGUCUCUCUUUAAACAUGAUGAUGACCUCCAUGGACAUGACCUUAAACCACAUCAAAACUCUACCUCUUCUCAUAACACAUGGGUCAAAGGUUGUUUCUUGAUGCUCUUCUCCAACCUUAGCUGGGGCUUCUGGCUUGUCUUUCAGGUAGGGAGUUGUGGUGACUGGAGUGACGUAUUACUUGCAAGCAUGGGUUCUGGAGAAGAAAGGUCCAGUCUUUCUUGCCAUGUCGACUCCUUUGGCUUUGAUCUUCACAAUGUUGUUUUCUACACUACUAGGUGA
This is a messenger RNA of Linum tenue, 840 nucleotides long. NCBI's taxonomy places the organism in Eukaryota, Viridiplantae, Streptophyta, Magnoliopsida, Malpighiales, Linaceae. The record is from the annotation of a GenBank genome assembly.